Messenger RNA from Olea europaea var. sylvestris, 642 nucleotides. RefSeq lists its product as uncharacterized. The transcript has 2 exons. Lineage: Eukaryota; Viridiplantae; Streptophyta; Magnoliopsida; Lamiales; Oleaceae. Gene Ontology annotation, molecular function: zinc ion binding; nucleic acid binding. The record is from RefSeq and is a predicted model, not a curated record. The coding region runs from base 1 to 642 and encodes 213 amino acids.
AUGGUACAGAUUAAAAAUCACAAGGAUAGAAAAAUAAAGAAAUCAAAGGCAAAGGCCUGCUUGUUUACUGCUGUCUCUUCGAGCAUAUUCACUCGGAUUAUAUCUCUAAAGUCAGCCAAAGCUAUCUGGGACUAUCUCAACGUAGAAUAUGAAGGAGGUGAGCAAAUAAAAGGCAUGCAGGUGCUGAAUCUCAUAAGACAUUUUGAGUUGCAAAGGAUGAAAGAAUCAGAAUCUAUCAAGGACUACAUUGAUAGGCUUCUAAGUAUCGCAAAUCGAGUAAGAAUGCUUGGCUCUGAGUUUACUGACUCAAGAAUUGAUGAAAAAAUUCUUGUAACUGUGCCUGUGAGAUUUGAGGCAACAAUAACCACCUUAGAAAAUACUAAGGAAUUGUCCAAGAUUACCUUGGUAGAAUUAUUGAAUACCUUGCAAGCACAAGAGCAACGAAGAAUCAUGAGAAAAGAUGGAAUAGCUGAAGGAAACUCAGAGGGAAAUUAUCCUCCAUGCAAGCAUUGUGGUAAGAAAGGUCAUCCACCCUACAAGUGUUGGGAAAGACCAGAUGCAAGGUGCAGUAAAUGUAAUCAACUUGGCCAUGAAGCUGUAAUUUGUAAGAGUAAAAAUCAGCAACAAGAAGCAGAAGCUUAA